AUUAUUUUCUAAACUAAAUUAAAUUGAGCCUAAAACUUGUUAAACGACACGGAAACGAUAGAGAGAGAGAGAGAGAGGAGAAAGGAGCCAUUUGGGUUAUUCCAAUUCUCAUCAACUCCUACGGUGAAAAAGGAUGUACGUGAGGGCGCUUCCGACAACAGAUGUGAACCGGAACACGGAGUGGUUCACGUAUCCUGGCGUAUGGACCACUUACAUACUAAUCCUCUUCUUCUCGUGGCUCCUCGUUCUCUCCGUCUUCCACUGCUCCCCUGGCAUGGCCUGGACCAUCGUCCACCUCGCCCAUUUCACCGUGACGUAUCAUUCGUUCCACUGGAAGAAGGGAACACCGUUUGGGGAUGAUCAAGGGAUCUACAACAGGUUGACUUGGUGGGAACAGAUUGACAACGGCAAGCAGCUCACUCGCAACCGCAAGUUCCUCACCGUUGUUCCCAUCGUCUUGUACUUGAUUGCUUCUCACACAACAGACUAUCAACAUCCGAUGCUCUUCCUCAACACAUUGGCCGUCUUUGUAAUGGUCGUUGCGAAAUUCCCGCACAUGCACAAGGUCCGGAUUUUUGGAAUCAAUGGAGACCAAUGAAGGAAGCCUUAACAAGACUAAGCCAAAAAAGGGUAUGUGUAUAAUGCGAGACAAGUAGAUUUUGGAAGCUUGGAAUACAAUUACAAAAGAAAAAUGCCAUUGUCACUCACAUUUGAUUCCGCAUGUGUUACUCUCAUCCCAUGGCAUCUAUACUGUUUCUUUGGGGCUGCUUCUAAUCAAAUUUCUUUCUUUAUUUUUUGGUUUCUCUGUUUCUUAUUCGGUUUAGCGAGGAAAUGUAGGAUUUGGAUGAUUAGUUUGGGUAAGAAAGGGUCUUUGAAAUGUAUGCAACUCUUCGUCAUUUUUUUUAUAUAUAAAGAUUAUUCAUUA
Brassica rapa (field mustard) is the source of this 925-nucleotide messenger RNA. Its product is annotated as ORM1-like protein 3. Gene Ontology annotation, cellular component: endoplasmic reticulum membrane. NCBI's taxonomy places the organism in Eukaryota, Viridiplantae, Streptophyta, Magnoliopsida, Brassicales, Brassicaceae. The record is from RefSeq and is a predicted model, not a curated record.